AUCUCGUGGCACCGCUUUAAAACAGGCAGAGACAGAACGAGCCCGAUCACCAUUCCCCGCCGCCCCCAGCCACCUCCAGCCGAGGGAGCACCUAACCCUAGCCUCUAGUCCGGCAACCGUUCGCGCGGGAUCAUCGGCGGCGGCGAUGGCGUCGUUCUCGGAGGCGCCCCCGGGGAACCCCGCGUCCGGCGAGAAGAUCUUCAAGACCAAGUGCGCCCAGUGCCACACCGUCGACAAGGGCGCCGGCCACAAGCAAGGGCCUAACCUGAAUGGUCUGUUUGGGAGGCAGUCUGGAACAACUCCUGGAUACUCUUACUCUACGGCUAACAAGACCAUGGCUGUGGUUUGGGAGGAGAAAACACUCUACGACUACCUGCUUAACCCGAAGAAGUACAUCCCUGGAACUAAGAUGGUGUUCCCUGGACUGAAGAAGCCUCAGGAGCGUGCUGAUCUCAUCGCAUACCUGAAGAGUGCCACAGCUUGAAAGGGCUUUUGCUCUGCUGCCACGUUCCUGAAGUUAAUAAAAAUAGACAUUGCCAUGGUGUCACUCUGGUUUGACGGGGUGCAUCACCAAGACGGUUAGAGAUUUUGGUAGCAUUUCUCCUUACGAUGGUUUCUUUCCUUCAGCAAAAUGCACUGCUAUAAUGGCCGUUUCUCAGGUCUGUUAUGAACCUGUUGUUGUUGUUGUUGUUGUU
This is a messenger RNA of Hordeum vulgare subsp. vulgare (domesticated barley), 695 nucleotides long. RefSeq names its product cytochrome c. Lineage: Eukaryota; Viridiplantae; Streptophyta; Magnoliopsida; Poales; Poaceae. The record is from RefSeq and is a predicted model, not a curated record. Gene Ontology annotation, biological process: mitochondrial electron transport, ubiquinol to cytochrome c; mitochondrial electron transport, cytochrome c to oxygen. Bases 146 to 484 code for a protein of 112 amino acids. The transcript is spliced from 3 exons. Gene Ontology annotation, molecular function: heme binding; electron transfer activity. Gene Ontology annotation, cellular component: mitochondrial intermembrane space.